AUGGAAAUUUUGAUGUUUCAUCCUGAGACCCAUCACGCUACUCGACAGUUUUCUUUUUGUGAAACUCCAACAGGCAAUCAAACACUUUUCCGCCUUGGAGCUUUCUGUGAAUUCUGUUACUUCGAGCGUUGUAGGAACAUGUGUAACGAACACAUCUUACAUGGUAAUUUAGUUCCGUCAAUAACUGUAACGAUAAGUGAUAACGAACUGCUGCCAGCUUUAGAGACAGCAGACAUGAAUGUUGAUGAUAUAGCUGAUUUAUGUGUAUGUGAAAACUGA
This is a messenger RNA of Clunio marinus, 279 nucleotides long. Lineage: Eukaryota; Metazoa; Arthropoda; Insecta; Diptera; Chironomidae. The record is from the annotation of a GenBank genome assembly.